Scophthalmus maximus (turbot) is the source of this 5463-nucleotide messenger RNA. RefSeq names its product aryl hydrocarbon receptor nuclear translocator-like 1a (gene bmal1a). NCBI's taxonomy places the organism in Eukaryota, Metazoa, Chordata, Actinopteri, Pleuronectiformes, Scophthalmidae. The transcript has 20 exons. The record is from RefSeq and is a predicted model, not a curated record. Bases 350 to 2266 code for a protein of 638 amino acids. Gene Ontology annotation, cellular component: cytoplasm; aryl hydrocarbon receptor complex; nucleus. Gene Ontology annotation, molecular function: protein dimerization activity; DNA-binding transcription factor activity, RNA polymerase II-specific; RNA polymerase II cis-regulatory region sequence-specific DNA binding. Gene Ontology annotation, biological process: circadian rhythm; regulation of transcription by RNA polymerase II.
ACUAGGUUAGUGGUCCGACGGGGCGGUGACGGUGCGCGGCAGAAACUGGGUCACCGGUUGCAAUUCGUUUAUGUCACACUCGUGUGGGUUGAUGUUCCACCGCGUUGACCCAGCGGCUCCCGAUGGAUACACCGAGCUCACCGGACCCGCUAGGUUGAUUCAGAGUCGCAUCAUCUCGGGGUGUCAGACUUACCACAAUCAUCAAACUGGAUCAAACCAGGUCGGACUGAAUCGAAAACGAGACCAGAUCUGAACCGAUCGCACACCACCAGAGCUGAUUCGAACGACACCAGGCCCAUAACCAGGAGGCCUGUCCCAGUUUCCUAUCAAGUUGAGGGCUCCAGAGUGGAUGGAAGGAGAUGAUUUUAGCACAGAGGCAGUGAUGAACAUCUGUGAUGACCUGAUGGCAGACCAAAGAAUGGACAUCUCGUCGACAAUGACCGACUUCAUGUCCCCCGGCUCCACCGACCUCAUCUCCAGCUCCAUCAGCACACCCGGUAUGGACUACACCCGCAAGAGGAAGGGCAGCACCACCGACUACCAAAUCGAUGGAUUCUCAUUCGAUGACAUGGACCCAGACAAGGAUAAGAUGGGGAGUGACCAUCAGGGCCGGAUUAAGAAUGCCAGAGAGGCUCACAGUCAGAUCGAGAAGCGGCGCCGGGACAAGAUGAACAGCUUCAUCGACGAGCUGGCGUCGCUGGUGCCCACGUGCAACGCCAUGUCGCGCAAGCUGGACAAGCUGACGGUGCUGCGCAUGGCGGUCCAGCACAUGAAGACGCUCCGAGGCGCGGCCAACCCGUACACGGAGGCCAACUACAAACCUUCCUUCCUGUCAGACGACGAACUGAAGCACUUGAUACUACGGGCCGCCGACGGCUUCCUGUUCGUGGUCGGGUGUGAUCGUGGCAAAAUUCUCUUUGUUUCUGAAUCGGUCUACAAAAUUCUCAACUACAGCCAGAACGACCUGAUUGGUCAGAGCCUGUUCGACUACCUUCACCCCAAGGACAUCGCCAAGGUCAAAGAGCAGCUGUCCUCCUCCGACACGGCCCCGCGAGAGCGGCUCAUCGACGCUAAAACCGGUCUCCCCGUGAAGACGGACAUCACCCCCGGUCCGUCGAGACUCUGCUCCGGAGCCCGACGGUCGUUCUUCUGCAGGAUGAAGUGCAACAGGCCGUCGGUCAAAGUAGAAGACAAAGACUUUCCCUCCACCUGCUCAAAGAAAAAAGCCGACCGCAAGAGCUUCUGCACCAUCCACAGCACGGGCUACCUGAAGAGCUGGCCGCCCACCAAGAUGGGCCUGGACGAGGACAACGAGCCCGACAACGAGGGCUGCAACCUGAGCUGCCUGGUGGCCAUCGGCCGCCUGCACCCGCACAUCGUGCCCCAGCCCAGCCUGGCCGACAUCCGGGUGAAGCCCACGGAGUACGUGUCCCGGCACGCCAUCGACGGGAAGUUCGUCUUCGUGGACCAGAGAGCCACAGCCAUCCUCGCCUACCUGCCCCAGGAGCUGCUGGGAACCUCCUUCUACGAGUAUUUCCACCAGGACGACAUCGGCCACCUGGCAGAGUGUCACAGACAAGUUCUGCAGAUGCGAGAGAAGAUCAACACCAACUGUUACAAGUUCAAGAUCAAAGACGGAUCCUUCAUCACGCUGAGGAGCCGAUGGUUCAGCUUCAUGAACCCCUGGACCAAGGAGGUGGAGUACAUCGUCUCCACCAACACCGUGGUGUCGUGUGCCAUGAUGGAAGGAUGCGACUACCCUCAGUCUGCUGCCUCACCUCAGAGUAUGGACAGUGUUCUCACCUCAGAGGGCGGCGGGAGGCGGGCGCUGCAGACGGUGCCCGGCAUCCCGGGCGGCACGAGAGCAGGAGCCGGGAAGAUCGGCCGCAUGAUCGCGGAGGAAGUGAUGGAGAUCCAGAGGAUCCGAGGCUCCUCCCCCUCCAGCUGCGGCUCCAGCCCCCUGAACAUCACCAGCACCCCCCCACCAGACACCUGCUCCCCCGGGGGCAAGAAGAUUCAGAACGGAGGGACACCUGACCUGCCGAGCACAGGGAUCAUUCCUGGACCUGAUUCCGUCGGAUACCCCUACUCCAACCAGUCCAUCAUGAGCGACAACUCCCACCUGAGCAUCGACAUCAUGGACGAGCCCGGCUCCAGCAGCCCGAGCAACGACGAGGCGGCCAUGGCCGUCAUCAUGUCCCUGCUGGAGGCGGACGCCGGCCUGGGCGGCCCCGUGGACUUCAGCGACCUGCCCUGGCCCUUGUGAGGACGCUGCGAGGGGCAAAGAGGGAGAGAGGGUGGAACUCUGGCGGCCAUGUUUUUCCGGCCCGCUGCCCACAACGACACUGCAAAAAAUGUUCAUCUUGACAACAUCUUCUUUUUUUUUCCUCCCACGAAAGAGAAAAAACAUUUCUCUUCACGCAGUUUAGUGCAGAUCGAUCUGGACGUUCAGAUUCGGUCAUUCCCUCGUAGCUGGACCUGUGUUUUUUCUUUCCUCUUUCUCCGGAGCGGACGAUGGAUUAUUAUAUAUUAUUAUUUUGGAAUCCUGCUCCGGAGGAGGAAGUGUUGAGAUGAUCAUGGAUCUGCGGUGUCGGUUGUCUGCAGACGAGGGAGGGUCCUCUAACUUUGCCACGGCGACGGAACAUUACUGUAAAACAACGAAGAACAGUCAAAAAGAUGGAGCCUGUAGUCGAGGGUCGGCGGUGCUAACGUGACGGACUCCGGGUCAGGAGCCGACCCUGAACCCACCACGGUGACUCCUCCUCCUCCUGAGACGUUCACGGACACGAGCUGGAGUUUGGUCUGUAACGUAGGACGGCGUUGUGGCCGUUCCCCACAAAAUGGCUUCUUCAACCAACCGAUCUCCAACAUGGGAAAUCGAACAGUCGGCACUGACACUUCUGGAUAAGAGGUUUUAUUCCCACGGUGACACGAGCAGGUGUAUUUCAGUUCAGUUAGAAAGUGGAGAGAAAUAAAAAACCACUUAGCUGCUGGUUCCUGAACUUCACAACUUUUUCUCCAACAACAACUUCAAAAGAUUAUUUUCCAGAGGAGCAGAUUCUGUUUUUUAUUCCAAAGUCUAAAAACACAGUUUUACCUAAAAGUAUUUCUGUGAUGAUGAAUUUUAAAACUGUCCAGAAUAUGAUUCAAUAACAGGUCAAAGGUGACGAGCUGUGUCUCACUUCAACACUACAAACUUGUUCCCAUCAACCAAGUCAAAUCACACAAAUCUGAAGUAUGAAUAUAAAGUUGAAUUCAUAUUUUUAAGCCUGAAGUUUUGUUUCAUAUACUGAAAAAAGUAUAGUGUAGUGUGAAGAAAAUAACUUUUUACUGUGUACAAUUUUGAUUUUACAAUUUCGAUCCACAAGAUCCAGACGUUUAUUUAGAUCUUCAACAAAUCUCACAAUCUUAGAUAAUCAGUCCCCGGAACAAUGGAAUAAUAAUGAAUCUGUUCAUAAAGAUCCAUGAAUAGCAACAAUUGCAGAAUUGUGAAAAAACGAAACAAAAACAAUCUCACAAUGUUAAAGAAAGUUUGUGGCUCCGCCUCUUUCUCCGGAUCCAGGCCCAAAGGUAACGGACUCCUUCUCCGCCCUCGUUCCAUCCGCCGCCAGGUUUUCGUAGUUGUUUUACGAAAGGAGAAAGCGCGGUGAAGUCGACCAGCAGGGGGCAGCAGCAGCCGCUCGGUGUGUUUUCACGACUGUUACACGUCUCGCUUGGUUCUUCCCUCCGCCGACGUUUCUUCCCCCGCCGCCGUUUUACUGACACGCAGCUUCUGACGUGAGCACGCGACCGUCUGACUCGGGAUCAGUUUCCAGAGAUAGUUUCUUUGUCUUUGCCUUUUGUGAAACGAAUAUUUAAGAAACGGCCUCACUGUUGUUAAAAUGUCGGGUUUUGAAUUUCGCCCCAGACGAAGAAAAAUCACCCCGAGUCUUCGGACUCGUUUCAUUCUGCUGCAACGACGACGACGUCGCGUGGAUUUAAUAAACAGAAUCCUGCACUUCAUCUUCAAUCUGGUCCGCACUUAUUAAUACGCAGAUGCUCUGUGGCUGUUCUUACUGUAACGUCCUCCCUCGGUCAGCAGAGGGGGCUGUGAUGUCGACGGGGGGAAGUUCUGGAAACGGAUAAAUGUCCGAGUGAUCCCAGCGUCUCUACGGAAUUCUUCAUUUCAGUGUUAAUGUUUUCCCCCGGACACGAACUCCUCGCGUCGUCACGGUUCGAUCAGAGCCCGGGUGGAACAACAUUUUUAUGUUUGGAAUAUAACGUUUUUGGGGCUCAAUUUAUUGCGAGCAAUGCCAGUAACUCUAGAAACUAGAUCUUCCUUCAGUAGAGCUCACGCGUCCUGUAAUCGAGCUGCACCAAAUCCUACAAGACCCACACUGAAUAUAGAAAAUAAAAAUGUCUGCCAUACGUUUGAAUUGUUAACAUCGUUUGAUAGAUGAUGAAUGUAACUCCUCGCUCAUUUUCUUUCAUCUUCUCUGUAAAAAAUAAUAAUACAGAAAAUGAAACAAAGACGUUUAAGUUCAGUCGUUUCUCAAUCGGCUUCUAAAUACGUCUGAUAGAUUUUUUUUAAAAUUUUCCCUUUUGAAUUUGAACACGUUCAGUCGUUUUUUAACUGAUCUUCUGAUCCGGUUUGAACCGGACGAGGUCCCGCCCACAAUCGGACGAGGCCCCGCCCACAAUCCGCCGAUGUCACGAUCAAAACCGAUCGAUUAAUUCUGACUGUCGUAUUAUUAGUCAUCAAUAUUUAAUUAAGGAAUUUUAUUAAAGCGACAGUGGAUCAGAUCUGUCGAUCAACUUCUGGUUUUGUUAAAUCAUCUUUCGAACUGUAGAUAACGAGUCAACCACACGUUCACCUGCUCCCUCACAACAUCGUCCUCCUUCCUCGACGACUUCACGGUUUGACUCCGGACCAGUUUCCCUCCGUCGCCUCUAGAGACGGAACGACACGGAGUCUUGGGGGCUGGUUCCCAUAUUAGGGAGUAAAAAUGUUUUCCAAUUUGUAUCAACAGGUUUUUGUUACUUCAUCGUUCUAGAGUCCGACACAGUUUUUCGUCCACGUUCAGACCGAGACUCUGACGUCCGGGGUCGGCGUGACCGCUCGGUUGGUUUGGCGCCAGGCCUGUUAACAUUAAGCCCCGCCUCCUCUUCCUCCUCCUCCUCUUCCUCCCGCCUCGACAGCAGCCGGUGACAUCACUUCCCCCUCUGUAUCUGUUCUAGUGGUUUUUUGUUUCAAUGUUUUUACGCGACACACUACAACAAAGUGUUUCCCCUGUUGAUAUCACCUCCUCCUCCUCCCCCCCUCCCCCUCCCGACAAUAAUGUAUCAAAUCUUUAAAUAUGAUCAUGCUAAGAGUAUACUUUAUGCAAAUAUAUAUGAGUAUGAUGAGUGUAUUGUAUGUAUCAGCAGUGAAAUAUUUUUAAAAUAAAACCGUUUCUGUCAUUGUGGACUGAGACGUUUGUCGUU